Molecule: messenger RNA, 3805 nt
Organism: Protobothrops mucrosquamatus (brown spotted pit viper)
Lineage: Eukaryota; Metazoa; Chordata; Lepidosauria; Squamata; Viperidae
Gene: TERT
Product: telomerase reverse transcriptase
Exons: 17
Coding region: 1-3756 (1251 amino acids)
Biological process (GO): telomere maintenance via telomerase
Cellular component (GO): telomerase catalytic core complex
Molecular function (GO): telomerase RNA binding; telomeric repeat DNA binding
Source: RefSeq, a predicted model, not a curated record
AUGGACCGAUCCCGGCGAUGGAGAGCUGCGCGGGAGCUGCUGCGCUGCUUUUACGCAGAAGUGCUGCCGCUGGAAGUCUUUGUGCGGCGCCUGCAGAUGCGAACUCUUGCAACCGGCCAACCGCAGCCUCUCGUGCAGGACGGGGAUCCCGGGAGCUACCGUAGCCUGGUCGCCCAGUGUUUGGUGGGGCGGCUGGCUUCGUGCAAGGCCCUCCCUGCCUAUUUCGGCUUCCAGCAGGUUUCCAGUCAGGAUGAUGUCAUUACAAGAAUCAUUCAGAGAAUUUGUCAAAAGAAGAAAAAAAAUGUGUUGACAUUUGGUUAUAACCUAUUGAAUGAAAAUAAUCAACAGUUGCCUUGUAUGCCAAAUAUUGGUAGCUAUAUGCGUAAUAAUUCGACAGAAACUAUUCAAUAUAAUGUGCUCUGGGAGAUCAUUCUGAACAGAGUUGGGGAUGACAUCAUGAUGUAUAUAUUAGAACAUUGUGCUCUGUUUAUCCUUGUGCCUCCUAGCUGCUGUUACCAAAUUUGUGGAGAGCCCAUCUAUGCGCUUCCUUCAAGAAAUGCAACACGGCCUCCAAAGUUUCUUAGGCAGAGGGUUCCUGGGCAUUCACCUUGUAUCUUAACAAAUUAUAUCCAUAAAAAGUUUCAGUCUUCUACGUGCCCAUCUUUAAGAACACAGCAUUUAAAAAGGAAGAGGACAGGCCAAUGUGAUAUUAGUGCCAAGAAAAUAAAAAUUGUGAUAAAGGAGGACAAUGUAGAAAAAGAAACAAGAAACCCUGAUUCUAUAAAAAACCCAAAUCAGUUGAUUUUAGAUUGUGAUGAACCUGAGGCUUCUGUGGCAUGUAUACAAUCGUGUUCAAAAGGAUUAACUCUUAUGAACUCUGUUCCUCAGAGUGGUGGACUACAAAUGUCUGGGGUACCUAGUGCAACUAAUGACAAUCAAGGGGCUUUGGUGUGUGAAAAGCAAGACAGUAUAACUAAAACAUUUUGUGAAUCCAAUCUACAACCAACACGUAAUGCUAAGCUGCCAAAGCUGGUAACUAGAAUCUCUGGUGUUGGUUCUGUGCGGACGGGGCCUGCAAAAAAAGUCCUGCCAGAAAAAGACCUUGAAAUUUGCUCAUCUAAAUCUGUCAGGAAGCCUGACAGAUUUAGUAUUCCUGUAGUGCAUAUCGAGAGACGUUCUCUCUUAUAUUCCUACCAGCGUUUGAAAGAGUGUUUACCUAAAUCAUUCGUAUUAAAUCACUUGAAGGGCCAUCCAGCAGGAGGACGAUGUUUAGUAGAACAAGUAUUCUUUGGCAGUAAGAUUCUGAAGCAGUCUAGUAGUUCUGGCUUUCAAAGUGGUCCCAAGAAAAAGAAGAGGCUUCCAAAACGCUAUUGGCAGAUGAGAAGUGUCUUCCAAGAACUCUUACAGAACCAUUCAAAGUGUCCUUAUCAAGCAAUAUUAAAAAGGAAUUGUCCCGUUUCGGUUUCUGAACCAGAUAAGAUAAGCCUAGGGGAGCAGAGUUUCAAACAAAAUGGUCACCAAGUAGAGCAAAUUUCAUCAAGGAGGCAGCAGGACAAUCCAGUAGAAGGUUCCAUCGCAAGCAGGUCAGAUGCCUUGAACCUAUUUUCAGAAACGGAUGCUUCAAGCAGAAGCUCUGAAAGAACUGAAUUAUUUGAAAAAAAGGCUAAGGAACAGGUCCGAGAUUCCUCCAGUUCUGACUUCAUCGUGUUGCUGAAGCAGUAUAGCAGCCACUGGCAAGUGUAUACUUUUGUGAGGGAAUGCUUAGAGAGAGUGGUGCCUCCUGCACUUUGGGGUUCAAACCACAACAAGUGCCGCUUCUACAGAAAUGUGAAGAAGUUUAUCUCCCUGGGGAAGUUUGUCAUGUUUUCUUUGGAGGAAUUGACAUGGAAAAUGAGAGUGAGUGAUUGUGCUUGGCUUCGUCUCACCAAAGAAAGUGGCCAUUCUGUUCCUGCCUCUGAACAUCGUUUUCGGGAAGAGCUGAUGUCUAAAUUCCUGUACUGGCUGAUGGAUUGUUAUGUUUCAGAGCUCCUUCGAUCUUUCUUCUAUAUCACGGAGACAGCAUUUCAAAAAAAUUUACUUUUUUUCUUCCGAAAGUCUAUUUGGAGCAAAUUACAGAACAUUGGAAUCAGGAGCCAUCUGGCCAAAGUGCAGCUUCGGCUUUUAUGUAAGGAAGAAAUUGAAAAUUUGCAGCAGAGAAAGUAUGUUCCUCUGGCAUCAAAACUCCGAUUCAUCCCCAAACCAAAUGGGUUGAGGCCUGUGGUCAAGCUGAAUGGUGUGGUAGGAGCAGAAACAUUCUGCCGCAACAGUGGAGACAAAAAGGCUCAACACUUCAACAUGCAACUUAAAAAUGUAUUUAGUGUUCUUAAAUAUGAACUAUUGAAGAACCCUGCUUUGCUUGGCUCAACUGUGUGUGGAAAGGGUGACAUUUAUCCAAUAUGGAAGAAGUUUGUUUCAAGGGUUUUGGAAUCAUAUGCUGAAAUGCCUAAAUUCUACUUUGUGAAGGCUGAUGUCAGAGGAGCUUAUGACACUCUUCCCCAUGAUAAACUGGUAGAAGUGAUUUUACAGAUUCUUGCACCAGACAGAAAUACCACCUACAGCCUACGACGCUAUGCAGCAAUCAUCAGGACUGGAAAUGGAUGUAUUAAAAAAUGUUACAGAACACACGUCUCAACUUACAAUGAGUUUAUAUAUGGAAUGAAACAGUUUGUAUCUCAUCUUCAACAGAGCACUUCACUGAGAAAUGCUAUAAUUGUUGAACAGAGUGUUUCUCUGAGGGAAAGCAGUUCUAGCCUCCGGGAGUUUUUCUUGCAGUUGAUCCCUAAUAAUAUCCUGAAGAUUGAGGACAGGUACUAUGUGCAGUGCUGUGGAAUUCCCCAGGGCUCCAUUUUAUCAACUCUACUUUGCAACCUCUGCUAUGGAGACAUGGAGAAUAAGUUACUGUGCAAUGUGCAAAAGGACGGAGUACUGAUGCGUUUAACAGAUGAUUUUCUGCUCGUUACACCUCAUUUAGAACAAGCAAAAACAUUUCUGAGGACUCUAGCCAAAGGCAUUCCAGAGUAUGGCUUUGUUAUAAAUCCAUCUAAGACUGUGGUGAAUUUUCCUGUGGAUGAGAACGUUCCACGUAGCUUGGAGUUCAAACAAUUACCAGCUCACUGUGUUAUCCCAUGGUGUGGAUUAUUAAUUAAUACACAGACUCUUGAAAUUUACCAUGAUUACUCCAGUUAUGCUUACACAUCUAUCAGGUCAAGCCUGUCUUUCAACUAUACUAGAAAAGCUGGUGUGAACAUGAGAAAUAAAUUGCUUGCAGUCCUGCAGCUCAAAUGUCAUCCCUUAUUGGUAGAUUUACAGAUCAAUAGCCUUAGGACAGUGUACAUUAAUAUUUACAAGAUACUACUUCUGCAGGCCUACAGAUUUCAUGCCUGUGUUCUCCAGCUCCCAUUUCAUCACCAUAUCAGAAAUAACCCACGUUUCUUCCUGACGGUCAUCUCCGAUAGUGCUUCAUUCUGCUUCUUUUUUCUGAAAACUAAAAAUGGAGGUAGCUCAGUUCCUCAUUCUUACAAAGCAGUUCAGUGGCUCUCCUUCCAUGCCUUCAGCACUAAAUUGGCAAAUCACAGGGUGAUUUACAAGUGUCUUGUUGGACCUCUCAGACAGUGCAAAUUACGGUUGACUCGGCAAAUUCCAGAAACUACCAUGCAACUGCUUAUUGAAGUGAUAAACCCGUCAUUAUAUGAAGAUUUCAAAGCCAUCCUGGAUUAGCUCUAUAAAGCGACAUUCUUCUUCACGUUUGCCUUCCCACUUGCUUAAU